AUGGAUCCUCGCUACUCCCAAGACGGCGAACGUUACACCCCCCCUCCCACAACCUCCACCUCCUCCUCCGCCCGCCAAUCCUUCAACCGCUUCCGCGACUCAGUCCCCACCCGCGUCUCCACGCUCCGCUCCCAGAUCCAAGCCCUCCCCGACCGCUUCCCCCAGGUGACAGAAACGCUCCACAACAUCCCCGACAAACUGCAGUCCGUCCCCGCGCGCCUGCAGACCCUCCCAGACAAGCUCCAGACCGCCGGCAGCUUCGCCCAGGAGCAGCUCGCAAAGCUCCCCUCCCGCCCCUCCUCGCGCGGCUUCUCCUCCUCAAACUCCGCGCCAACAUCCCCCGUGUCAGACUACUCGACGACGUCGUCGUCCUCCGCGCCCGCGUCCACGUCCACGUCCACGUCCACGUCCGCAAUGGCAAUGCGGGCCCCCGGCCCCGACGACCCCGCGUACGACGCGGCGCUCGCGGCGCUCGCAGGGCGGAUCCUGUAUCGGUCCGGGUACGACCACGAGUCGGGCGGCCCGCUGCUGGUGCUGUGCGCGGCGAGCUUCCCCGAUGCGCGGCAGGUCGACUAUAACAAGCUGCUGCCGUACGUGUUGGGCAUCAUCCCGUCCGAUGAGGAGCUCGGCCCCGAGGAGCACGGCGGCAGCUACUCGGUUGUGUUUUUCUCGGGCGGCGGCGGCAUGCCCGGCACGGGGGGCACGAAUAAUGGUGGGGCGAGUGUGUCGCAGGGGAAUAGGCCGUCGUGGGCGUGGACGUUGCAGGCUUAUAAUUUGCUAGGAAGAGCGGUGCGGAAGAGGAUCCGCAGGCUGUGGGUUGUCCAUGAGAAGGCUUGGGUCCGUAUUCUGUUUGAGAUGAUGGCCGGCGUGGUUUCUGUCAAGUUCAGGAAGAAGGUCGUCCACUUGAACAGCCUAUCUGACCUCGCAAACCAUCUCAACAUCACCACUCUCAACAUCCCCCCAGUCGUCUAUUUCCACGACCGCAAACUCUCCCAAACAAUCACCAUCCCCACCCCGCCCCCGCCGCUCUUCGGCGCCCCGCCCUUCCACAAUGCCGCCAACCCACCCCGCAUAGGCGAGAACAUGCCGCUCCCACAAUUCCUCAUCGACACGUCGCGCUACAUACGCUCGAAAUGCCUCCACAUCGAGGGCAUCUUCCGCGUCCCGCCCAACUCGACCCUCCUCGACAUCCUCCGCGAGGCAGUGGACCGAAAGCAGUAUCUCAAACUGGACGAGUGGGGGCCACACACAAACGCCGCGCUCAUAAAGCUCUACUACCGCUCUCUGCCCGAACCCAUAUUCCCCGCGGAAUGCUACGACACGCUCAUGUCCUUCACACCCGCGACCGCCGGCGACGACAGCGACGGCGACGACCACAUCUUCACAAAAGUCAAGCACCUCCUCCUCGAAAGCGAGAAGGACCUCCUCCCGCCCGCCAGCCGCGCCCUGCUGCUAAAGCACCUCCUCCCGCUCCUCGCCCUCGUCUCCCAAUACGCGCCCAUCAACAAAAUGACCCCCAAGAACCUCGCCGUGUGCAUCGCGCCCAGCCUCAUCCGCUCAGACGACAUGGUCGCCGACGCCAAGGCGUCAUCGGGCGUGCGCAAGUUUCUCGAGGUCGCAAUCGAGCGCAUCGAGGAGCUUGCACCGCGGCUCCCGGAGCGCCCCGGCCCGGGGCAUGGAAGGCAUAGCUCGAAUGGCAGCUCGAUAGAGUUUGGCAUCAACCCGCCGACGCCGAGGGGGUCGCCGCCGCCGCCGCCGUAUGCGGCGGCAGGGGCAGCGGGGGGCGUGCAGAGGAAGAAGCUACCUGGCCCGGAGAGGAGGGGCGGUGAUGGGGGUGUGGGCCCGGCGAGGAAGUCGGUGGGUGAGAGUGCGCGGCCGUCGAUGGAUGGGCUGACACUGGUUGAUAAGGAGGACCCCCCGCUGUCCUUGGCGGCGCCGAUGCAGCCGCAGCAACAGCAGCAGCAACAGCCGGUGUUGACGCCCCCGCCGGUGGUGUAUAGACGCGGGUCGACACCGAGUGCGUCUACGUUUACUGCCAGCGCUGCGAUGCCGCCUCCCCCACCACCAGCGCAACCACAACUACAGCAACAGCAACAGCAACAGGACGCCGACGCAGCGCCCCCAGGCGGAAUAGUGCUCCGCCGCAAAGCGAGUCUCCAGGCCCUCGCCGGCGGCGGCGGCAGUAGUGGUAAUGGUAGGGACGAAGGGACACAGUCAAGAGGUCCGUCUGCAUCCUCAUAUUUAUCCUCACCCUCAUCAUCAUCUUCAACCCUAAGCCCCCAUAAUAUUAAUGCCCACCCGUUCCUAACCCGCUCCCUCUCCGUCUCUGCCACCGCCCCGCCGCGGGUCGUGCGCAGGGCUGUAUCGUCGUCUUUUUUGCCUUCUUCUACUACUUCUUUCCUGCCUUCUUCUGCUUCUGUUUCCCCUGCUGUAAAUGCAAAUGCUGCCCCGUCGUCAAGUGUCGCGGCCAUCGCAGGCGAGCUAAAUCGCGCUAAAUUCAAUCCGAACCAGAACCUACCCGCGACGAGCCUUCUGCGCGACCCCAGCCCCAGCAGCACCCCGAUGGUGAGGGCAAAGACGGCAGAGCUUAUAGUUGGGAAUAGCGGGAGGAGCCGCUCGGGGACGCUUAUAAGCUUAGUGGGAGGUGUGGGGGGUGGGGGGGAUGGGAGCAGCAGGAGGAGCUCGGUGGUGGGGGGACAGGUGCCGGUGGUGGCGGUCAGGGAUUUGAAGGCGCUGUAUGAGGAGCGGAGUAAGACUGUGGAGGUGCUGGUGAGGACGGGGGUUAGGGGGAGUGUGAAGGGGAGGUGGAGGGAGAAGUAG
This is a messenger RNA of Morchella importuna, 2820 nucleotides long. RefSeq lists its product as uncharacterized. Gene Ontology annotation, molecular function: GTPase activator activity. Gene Ontology annotation, cellular component: cytoplasm. NCBI's taxonomy places the organism in Eukaryota, Fungi, Ascomycota, Pezizomycetes, Pezizales, Morchellaceae. The transcript is spliced from 3 exons. The record is from RefSeq and is a predicted model, not a curated record. The coding region runs from base 1 to 2820 and encodes 939 amino acids. Gene Ontology annotation, biological process: small GTPase-mediated signal transduction.